Messenger RNA from Drosophila hydei, 11667 nucleotides. RefSeq lists its product as uncharacterized. The record is from RefSeq and is a predicted model, not a curated record. Lineage: Eukaryota; Metazoa; Arthropoda; Insecta; Diptera; Drosophilidae. Gene Ontology annotation, cellular component: cytoplasm. The transcript is spliced from 15 exons. Gene Ontology annotation, molecular function: protein binding; guanyl-nucleotide exchange factor activity. The coding region runs from base 31 to 11139 and encodes 3702 amino acids.
UAGAACCAAUUUAGUAAUUAACCAAUAGCAAUGGCAACGGAGGCCUUUCUGGACAUGGUAAACGAUCGGGCCAAGUUAACGAAACGCCCAAUCAGACCAAAGAUACUCAAACUGACGGAUGUUACGACGCCGCAUCGCAGUCGUAAGAAAAUCAAAAUCAAGUCAAAGGAUCGCUCAGCAGCUGUGCGUGAUCGCAUCUAUGACGAUCCGGCCUACACCGAGGACAUUAGCCACUUAGCCAAUCCGCUGCGGCGCAGCAGCAUUUCGGGCAAGUCGUCGGGCGAUUACAAGCUGUGUGCGGAAGGCGCUGCGCAGUCGGUGGCCAGCAGCAGCUCCUUGGGCAAGCGCAGUCAGCUGACCAAAGACUUUCUCAAGUAUGCGAUGAAUGCGCCGAUCAAGGCCGGCGGCAGCAACAGCAACAACAACAGCAACAACAACAGUGGCACAGUGGUCAGCGUCGACUACGACUUUGAAUCCAGCAGCUCAGAGAACGAGCAGGCGAGGCCCUUCAAGGAGAGCAGCCUGCCGCGGCGCGUGCUCAGCUUGGAGCGCAGCUUGGCCGAUAAGAACGAUAAGAAAGCCGUGAGCCAGAAGCGCGUCUCGAAGCAGAAACGAAAUCUGAGUCUCGAUAACAGUCGCAAGGGCGCACAGCUGCAGCUGCAGCAGCUCACAGCGAAGGCCAAACAGAGCUACGAGAACGAAACGCGAUCGCGCAAAGAGCACAGUCGUAAGCAAUAUCUGGAAGCAGACGUCAAGCUGGGCCGCGGAGCGAGCGAUCAGGACGAGAUCUAUUCGGUGCGCAGCUCAGCGCAGAACUCAGAGGCGACGGUCAAAGUGCCAAUUGGCCGACGUCUGCUGCGCGGCGAAAUCGGCAUCAAGAGCUUUAACUACUACCUGCUCAAGGAGGGCUUGAAGAGCUCCAAAAAGCUGGACAAGCAACGCAGCGCUCCCGAUGCAGCCAGCAACAGCAGCAAGAAGUUGCACACGCGCAGCGAGGAGAAUAUUUAUGAGGAGAUUUUCUUUAAAGAUACGCCGAGCUCCUCCAGCUCGAAGCUCAAGGGCAGCACAGCCAAGCCAGCCGCAGCUGUGCAGUCCGAUGAUGAGGUCCAAAGCCAGAGCCAGGGCAAGAGCCAGCAUCAGCAUCAGCAUCAGCAGAGCUUGCCAGAUGCUGGCGUCGGCUUUGCCGAUUGCGAGCUGUGCAUGCAGCAGUGCAGCAAUGAAAAUUGCAAAUAUUGCCUGAUCGAAGCUGAGCCCACGGCCAGUGCCAGUGCCAGUGCACAGCUGCAGCAGGACACUGGCAACGAGAAGCAGGCGGCAGCGGGUACGGCGCGCACGCUGCCGGCGGCGCACAUACUCGAGUUUCAGUCCUACAAUCCCAAUAAUCCGGGCGUAUAUAAAAUUGAGACCACACCUGUGGCCAUUACAGGUGAAUACAAUCCGAUACUGCAAUUUCAGAAGUCAACGGCGACAGCAGCCGCCACAACUGCGACGAUUACUGAGCAGCAGCAGCAGCAUCACAAGCAACAACAUCAUCAGCAACAACAACAACAACAACAACAACAGCAACAAGCUUAUGUUGGCUUUAAUCAAUAUCAGCCACAUCAAAAGUCCUACCAACACAACGUAGCCAGUCAUCCGUUAACAAAUCAUUAUGCUGUGGGCGGAGGCCUUUUGCUGGCGCAGGUGACACCGCGCCGCGCACACCUGCCGCAGGGCUAUAUUGUGGGCUAUCAGAAUGGAGGUGGUGCUGCUGGUGCCGGUGUGCAUCGCAUCAAUACGAAGUCGUCGUCCUCUAGCGACUCACUGCCAUACCACAAGUAUAAUACAAUGGCGCGUCUGGAGGCGAAUGUGUUCGCAGCGCCGGCCACAGGUGACAUUUAUUAUGCCAUCGAAGGCGUGGGCGCGCCGCCGUUGCAUCCCUUGAUGUAUGCGGCCAGCAGGCCAAUUGGCGGCUCGCAGAUUCUGCUCGAUCAGUUCGAGUCUCAGAUGUACAAGAGCGACUCGAAGGCCUCGAUACUGAGCGAAUUUUCGCUGCGCAGCAGCGACAACUCGCAGCGCUACACGCGCUAUCCGCAUCGCUCGGGGCUGUUCUCGUCCAAUGCGAGCGCGCAUCAGCGUCGACUCUUUGGCAGCACGGAGAACUGUCGCGUUGCCUAUGACUGCCGGCGCUGCAGCUUCGAUGGCGUUAUGAGCGCUGGCUUGGAGGCGAGCAGAGCUCCGGCGGAGCGCUGCAGCAAUUCGGACAACAGUCGCUAUGAGUGCCGCAACUGCGACUGCUCGUCGAGCUACUUCAGCUCCGAUUUCGACGAUAUUUAUGGCUCGAUGGCGCGCGGCGGCAGCAGUGGCAUACCGCGCAAAACGGCCGCCGGCACAUUGCCAUCGAGUGGACCAACGGAGCCAAGUAACUACAAGCAGGCAACGGAGCAGCCGCCGCCGCCGCCGCUGGAUCUCAAGCAGAACAAGUACGCCAUGGACUUCUUCAAGCAUGUGAACGAUGUCAAGCGCAGCAUCUAUCAGUCGGAAAUGCAGCGCAAUAACAGCUUGGAGUCGACGCGUCGCGGGCACCGCAACAGCGGCAACAACAAUCCACGACUGAGUCCCACGAAUACUGCCUCCGAGCCACUGGAGGCGGGGCCAAUCGUAACCACAUUGCCGCUCAGCAAAGGACGUGGCAGCAACGCCGCCAAGCCAACGCCUGCGCCAAGGACCAGUUUGCAAAAUCAGCCGAAGAAACAGCCAGCGGAGAAGGCGAGCCACGCGUCAAGUAGUCGUAAGCCGCAGCCAACCGAAAGGCGGGAAUAUCCCUCACUGGAUCGACUCGUCGCUUCCUCCACUGGCGCCGUGCCCAAGUGGCAAAGUCUGGGAACGUCGCAGGAAGAGCCGAAAAGCAACAAGCAGAGGGCGAAGCACAAGGAAACCGAGCCACGGGAGCGACGUGAUCGCAGUGCACCUGCAGCCCCCAGCGAGGCAAUUGUGGCAUCUGCAACGUCGGGCAAGAAACAUCAUCGCACCAGCAGCGGCAAGGCGCAUUCAAGUGGGACCAAUCCGCCGGCCAGCUCCCGUCGCAAGGACAUACCCGCGCCGCCGCCACCCUCGCCAGCUACCUACUCGGACUUGCAAGAGCUGAAGGCCAACAUGGAGGGUCUACGGGAUGACACCAAGUCGCGCUCCUUGGAGAGCGAAGCCAGCGAAACUCCAACAAUCUUAGAUCAAACGGCAGCCAAAACUAGUCUCGGAACGGUCAAGGAAAUCGAGACAGCUGUGGCCUUGGCAGCGGCAGUGGAGGAUGUUGCCAACAGCCAUGUGGCAAUGGCGUCAAGUAAAGCUGCUCCAGAAGCGGAUGACGAUGAUGUGUUUUACGAUGCACGUAGCGAAAACUCAGCUUUGGUGACUCUGCCCUUGAUGGAAGGCGCCACAGAGUCAGCCACUUCCCUAGAUCAACAGAAUGGGGAUAUGUCUGUAAGACAGUCAAAGGUUGAUAAGCCUGAGAUGCUGACACCAGAAAUGGAACUGACCCCGAAGGUGGAUAAGAAUAAACAAAAACAACAGCAACAACAACAACAACAACAACGGCAACAACAACAACAACAGCCCAAGGCCAAUGAAGAAAACGCAUUAGCAAGCACAACAAUGGAUACAAGCAGAGCUUCGAUGGCAUCGAGUCAAGAGCCGACAAACGACGAACAUGUUGCCGAAGCAUCAGCAGCAUCAGCAGAGGCUGGCAACAAAAAAGAUGGCGCUACAUGUUGCCAGAGCGAGCCAGCAGCGAGUCGGCAGCAUAGCGAAGCAACAGUCAAAACAAACAUCGAAGCAGCGAGCAAAACAAAACACAAUAAUGAUGCGAACAUAACCGAGCUAACGACCAGAAAUGUUGACGCAACAAAUGUGGAGGGGCAAGCGACCAGUUCGCUGGCAGCAAAUGUUGCCAACGCCAGCGAUUCAACAAUCGUUGGCGCAACAUUGGAGCUCAGUUGCAAGUCGGCACACACGGAUAGCGCAACGCUAACGAACAGAGAUCCUACAGUGCCUACAGAAACAGUAAUCACUUGCCAGGACCUGACGUGCCUCGACUCCAGCGAGGCAUUUUCGGACGAUAGUCACCUGACGCGUGACUCAGUUACGCGUGAGUCCCAGAACGACGAACUAUCCUCGUCGACGCACGACAAGCUCGAUCUGAGCAGCUUGCCAUUACCCGCUCUACCGCCCAAGCGAAGACGCACACGCUUACGCACCAGUCCCUCCAAGCAUCAUCAACAGCAGCAGCAGCAACAGCAGCAGCAGCUGCAGCCGCAGGCGCGUUCGGAGAAACAGGAAUAUGGAGAUGCGGCAGAAAAAUCUCCGCACCGAAGCAAAAAGUCGCAAAGGGAUUCAGUUCAGGAUUCGCUAAAUGCUGAGCUGCCGAAGUUGCCGCAGGAAAAGCAGCUGCAGCAGAAUCUCUCCGCAUUCCAGCAGUACGUCGCCAAGCGACGUGAGAGUCUUGAGGCAUCCACGCGAAACUUUAACGAGAAGCUGGAGGCGCGUAGAAUGCUCUGCCACAUGGGUGGUAAUGGUGGCGCUGGCAAUGCUGCUACAGCAUCCACAGAUGCUGGCGUACCCACGUAUCUGUUUGGUGAAACCUUCUACGGCAUACCCGAUGCCAUGCGAAAGUCCCACUCGCGUGCCGGCAACAAGGAGGAGAUCUUCCUGAACAAAUCGGGCUGGGUGCAAGUUAGCAAAAAGCUGAACUCCAACAAUGAUACCAAAAGCCGGCGCGUCAAUUACAGUCACUACAAUGGCGACUCUGGUAUCAUGGACAAGCCACAUGGUCGCAGCUCCAUACGUGUUAUACAAGUGGAUCAUGCCCAGCGGCCGGAACUGGCCAGGUCGUUCGUCCAUCAGUCGUCAAGCCGCUGUGAGCGAGAGCCCAAGUUUGUGGGCUCCAAGGUCGAGGAGCUGAUUCAGCGCAAUGAGGCGCGUCUAGGUGGCAUCUCAUCAAGGGACCCAGCGCUGCGUCCAGGCUAUCGAAUCAUGGAUCCCCAAUUGGCCAGCAUACUCAACGAGCGCCCCGGCUUUCUGCCUGUCAACAACGAUCUGGAAUCACCGCCACCCAUAACGCCUAUUCUUUCGCCUCCGCCCGCAUUUCAGGAUAACAGCAGCAACAGCAGUCGCGCCCUGCGGCAUCAGGAGCGACGCAAAGUCAAUCUUCAAUCAUAUUCGCCCAAGCAACAGUCGCGAGUGGUGCAGCCAAUGCUGCAAAAGCAGCCACAGCUAAGGCAAGGCCCCGGCACUGUCAGUGCCACUGCCACAGCCAAUGGCAAUGGCAGUGGCAGUGGCAAGGGCAUGGUCUUCUCGCGCAGCUUUGAGUACGAUACGCGCCGAUCGACGCCCACCAACAGCUACGUGGAGACAUUUUCGCGCAGCUUCGACGACAACUUGUCGGAGCGGCCCUUAGCCAUGCCAUCUUUGGCGGUGCAGCGCGAGCGUUCGCUCAACUUCAGCACGCUGACUGGCAACUCGCCGAACUACUUGACGAAACGUGAGGGCACCACCUCCGGCCGGAUUCUGCGCAGCCGCGACAACUCGCCCAAGUAUCUGCAGCCGCAAACAACAGCCUAUCUGAAUGCGUCCGUUAAGGAAGCACCGCCGGCCUACAGCGUGGCUAGCAGCAACUUGGCCAAGUACUCGCCGCGCUCACGGCACGAUCGCACCUUUGAGCGCUCCAAGAGCCACAAUGUGAUCGGACGUUCGCGGAAGUCUCAGUUCAACUGCAUUGCCAAUAGUGGCCCAGGUGUCCAGCCGCCCGUCGCCUUGGGCAUGUCGCGCUUCCGCAGCCUCGAUAUGACCAUCAAUAAUCGACUUAACUCUUGUGAUAGCGGCGCGCGUUCAGAUCUUUCCAACGACGAGCUGGACAACGAAGAUGGCAGCUCUACGGAAUUCCUUUCAGCAACUAAUUAUCAAUUUCCCAACCUUAGCACGAGCAACGUCAGCAUUUCGCCGUAUAAGAACCAGCGUCAACGAUCCCUAACACCUGAUCGCAAUGACUCGCACAGCUCGUCGAGCAGCUUGCGAAAGCAGCGUUCGCUAACGCCGGAAUCGCGCUCGCUGACUCCGGAGGAGCGACGUCGGAAGGGAUCUCAGAUUUCGUUGAUUGCCUCACGUCAGAAUUCUAGCUCCCGCAGCAAUACGUUAGAGCGUCGACAGCGACACGACGAGAAGGCGCCGCCGACCAUUUCACGCAGCUCCUCGAGCUCCAGUUACAGCGGCGGCGAGGCGCACGAGCUAUUGAAUGGCAGCCCCAGCACAGCUACUGCAGCCGCUAAUGCCGCGAGCUCUGUCAAUUAUCGCCGUUCCGUGGGACGCUCUGCAGCCAAGCAGGUGGACCAGGAGCAUCUAAUACGUCGCUCCAGAUCCCUGCAGCUGAGCGAACGCUCACCAAAUCGCACACAAAAAGCCAUGAAAGUUGUCAGCGGCGCGAACCCAAUGCAGAAGCAGCAGCAGCAGCAGCAGGCAGCAGUGCACUAUCAGCAGGCAAUCACGGGCAUGUUUCCGAACUCCUUGCGUGCCACGGUAUCAGCGAACAAAAUAUUGUCCAGCUCAAAGAGCGCAGCUGGCGGCAGCUCAACGCGACAGCGUCAGACUAUGGACGUGGACAAGGCACGCUCCUUCGACUUUGACUACAACAAUUACAAUCGUAGUAACAAUGCCACACGCUCCGCUCACAACAGCGGCUGCAUCGGCGACGGUGCUGGCAAUCAGAGCUUGCGCCUGGACUGCGACAAGAGUCGCUCCUUUGACGAGGACUAUCGCGAGGCACUGCACAACAACAAUGGCAGCAGUGGCUCGGGCCUUCAUUUUCUACAGCCCGGCAACGAGUCGACGUCCAAUGUUCGCUUGCGGCAAUCCAACUCGCCAGUGGGUGCAGCUGGUCAUGAGCGGGGCACCACACGCUCGCCCCAGUCGUCCGGCUCCUCUUCGAACAACAUCCAUCUAACGGCGCAGCGCACUAGCAGCCCACAAGGCAAUAGCUAUGGCACGCGCCUGUGCGAUCAUGAGCUGACCUACGAGAUGCUAAGGAAAUCGCCGAUCAUGAACUUUCGUCGUGGCGACAGCGACUACGAGAUUCCCGUGCAGCUGCGCAACCGCGAAACGAUCAAUUCGGGCGGCAACAGUGAGCUGAACUUUAUGAGCAACGAAACGCACAUCUAUGAGCACCCAACGACUGUGCUGAAGCCACAGCGUUCCAGUUCGCGUGAUGAGAAUUUGUACAGACCGACGACAGGUGCACUGCCGCGCAGCAGCAGUCCAGCAGCGCAAGGCAAGAAAUGCAGAAAGAGUCUAACGUCUGGUGACUAUUGGCCACGUUGCGGCGCCUGCAGCGGCACCGGCGCCAGCAGCCUGCCAAAUUUUGCACCUGUCACAUUAGAGCAGUCCGCAAUAGGUAAACAAAACUCUGUGCCUCUCGUGUCGAAAGAUGCACAACAGCCGCAACAACAUGUUUCCAAAGUGGCUCUAAACGGAAACUUCCUCAAGUUCGACAUAAGCAAAACAUCAACGAUUUCUCCACGCGUCAACAAUGCACCUGCACCUGCAGGUCCACAAUGGACCUUCCUAUGCAGCGGUGGCGUCAAUGCAGAAUCCACUAAGAGCAAAACUCAGCGACAGCCCACAGCAGUUAUACGACCUCGUGUCAUACCACUGACAGCCAGCUCACUUGUGCUUCUGGGAAACUCUGAUUCGUCCAUGAACGAAGCACAGCCAACCAGUGGCAGUCCGACGGCAACGUCGAUGAGCUAUAUGAAAAGUAGCUUGGAAAAGCCAAAGCAGAGCAAGUUAACAGAUCAGAAUUACCGCAAUAAAAAAGUCAUAUUCCCCAUUUGGCCUGAAGUUUACAAACGGCAACGUUCCAACUCCCUGCCGAGCAGAAUUACAGCAAAACAGAAAUCUCCAACAAUGGCAACUGAUUUAAGUACUGCAACAUCAUUGGCAAUGUCUACAAUUAUAAGUUUAUCUCAGCCAGCAUCUCCCAAAGAAUUUCAUGUAUGCAUUAUGUGCGUGAAGCAGAAAGAAAAACCCGAAGUAUCUGACGAAGAAGAUUGCAAUUCAGCCAAUAGUUCGCGUGCAUUGGCUGAACAAUUAGAUAGUGUGUCCAUUGCAAAUUGUGCCAAUGGAUCAGUGCAAUUAAGCCCAAAAAACGAAAAGCAAUCAAACGAAUGCGAACAGCAACCCAUUCCCGCGUAUUGCAAGCCAAUCGAGAGCAGCGAUACAAUGAAUAACGCAACAAAUAUGUGCUCGAAUCAUGUAACGCUGUCAAUGACUGCACCUGCUGCAGUCUCAGCGCAAUCAGACCAGAUAUUGCCCAGACAUGGAAAGGAUAAUAUCAGCAUUAUUGGCAUACGAUGCAAUGGCUUUAACGAGUGCUUGUCACAACAGAUGCGCGCCGUCUCCAGUCCAACACUAACCAGCUCACCGGAAUCGUCCAAGCAGCCUACGGAGGCGCAUCACGCAGUGGAUGCUACAAGUGAAGCCAUCAAUGAUAGCAACAGCAGCAACAGCUUAGGCGUCUUACAGAAAUUUAAGCGCAACUUGCCCUUUUUACACAGCAAGAAUCAGUUGCAAAUUACGCCGUUUCCUGCAACAACAGCAGCAGCAGCUGUCGGUAGCACGGACAGUAAGUUACCAUUGGAAACUGCGACAGCAACGGCGCCAACUGCUGGCAAUGGGAAAGCUCCCGCAGGCAACACUGCUGUCGAUGCAGGCUCAGCUAAAUAUCGUUUUGGUCCAUUAAUCUGGCGCUCUUCAAAGGAACGUCGCAAAACGAAAUUUAAUCGCCGCGACAAAUGCAACUCGGGUGAUUCGGGUAUCCAGAUUGAGCUCGAACAGGAUGAGCACUAUAUGCGCGCGCUGGCAAGCGGCCAGCGUCAAGGAGCAGCUGCUGUGCCAGCCAACAUGCCAAAUGCCAUGGAGCCAAAGACACGCUCCAUACGCCGCUGUCACUCGGCCAAGGCGACCAGCAUACUGGAGAAGGAUGCUGUUAAGUCACCAGCCUUCGAUCAGCUUAAUCUGGACAACAAUUGCAACAGAGAACGCGAAGCACCCGAAUCAUUGCCCACGCGUUCGCUCAGUCAGCCCAACGGCUUGGAUACGUAUGGCAAGUGCCGCACCGACAAUGAGGAAAGCGAUAGUGACAGCAUCGCUUCACACGAAGAUUCUAACAACUAUUGUCCCGUCUAUGCGGAAGUGCUGUACAACUUCACGGCGGCUGGUCCGCAGGAGUUGGGUCUCGAGCGUGGCACUUUGAUAGAGAUAUUGCGCAAGGAGGUGGGACCCUGGUGGUUUGGACGCAUUAAGAAGGAGGAUGCUAGUCUUGUGGAAGAAAUACUCGAUCCAGAACUGGGCUGGUUUCCUAAGGACUUUGUGCGCAUCAUUCAUGGCUGUGAGCUGGAUGCAUAUUUUAAUGCCGAUAAGACGAUGUUGGGAGAGACAGCAGUUGCGGCAUCCGAUGCAGAGUUUCAAGUUCCAGUGCCCGUUUGUGAACUGAGCCCAGCCAAUGAGGAUGCCAACGCCACGCUGACUGCGGAUCAAACUAAUAUUACCACUAUAGUCAUUGAAACGCCGCCAACAUCCAUACUCAUGCCAUCAAUUCACAUCAAUGUACUGCCGGAUGCUUACGAUGCCAUACGGAAUGGCGCUAUACGUGAACUUCUAGAAACUGAAAUCAAUUACGUGAAGCUGCUGGCUUCCAUAUGUGACGGGUAUUUGCCUGCCAUGAGCAAACGCAUCGACAUAUUUUCGCCGAACAGCAUACGACUUAUAUUCUCGAAUAUCACAGCCAUUUACAAGUUUCAGCGAAAGUUUCUGGACGCCUUGCGGCAGGGCAUCGAACAAAAUCAAAUAUCUAAGGUCUUUCUGAAGAUGAACAAAGGAUUCCUCUGCUACUCCACCUACUGCAAUGCAUAUCCCCGUGCACUCAUUGAACUCGAAUCCUAUGAACGCAUCAAAGAUGCACGCACUAUUUUGGAGAAUUGCCGCGAAUCCGAACAUCUGGCUGAGCUACCGCUGUCUGCGCAUCUGCUGGCGCCAGUGCAACGCAUCUGCCGCUAUCCACUGCACCUCAAUGAAAUUAUUAAGACUGCUCUAAACAGCAACAUUAGCGUAGAAGUUGCUGGCCAAACAGAUAAUUUAGACUACGAUCAGAUAGAUGUAUCCCAGUGUGAUAUUCCGGAUACGCAUGCCACCCUUAAUGGGGCGCUGGAAAAGAUGCGGGGCAUUACGGAGGCUGUUAAUGAAGGCAAACGACACAGCGAGACCAUAGCGCGACAUCAGUCGAGUUUUCAAAACUUCAAGGGGCCACCGCUGCACUUGCACAGCACACGCUUCUUCCUUCAAGUCGAUGCGACGCGCCAGAAGCAGAACCUUUGGAAUAGCAGCUGCACCCUGUUUCUAUUCGAUAACCAGCUGAUCUACUGCAAACGCGAUAUUAUCAAACGCAGCAAUUUCAUUUAUAAGGGGCGAAUCUUUUUAGAUCGCUGCCGCAUCGUGAACGUGCGUGAUGGAAAAAUGUUUGGUCACACAAUCAAAAACUCACUUAGAAUCUACUGCGAGUCGCGAGAUAAGUGGUACGACUUUAGCUUCCGCUCGGCCAACCGCAAGCACCGCUUUCUCAAUACGCUCGCCCUGGAGCGACAGUUCGGCGGCAAGGCACUGUACGUGUCCGAAAUGACGGGCUUUGAGUUCAACUAUGAGGAACGGCCAGGCUACUACUCAGACCAAUCCGACUAUGAGCUAGCAGACUGUGAGCACGCUCAGGGCACCGCAUCAGCAAGUGGCGACAGUUCUGUACCCGAAUCACCAGCUAAAUCACCGUAUCGCUCUUGUGAUACGCUACCCAAAAAAUCACAGUCACGCGACGCCAUUGCCAGCAGCACCAGCAACGGCUCUGGGCAACAGCUUUCGACGACGUCAACUGGGUCCCUGGGACGUCGCCGGCUGGGCAACUGGUUUCGCAAGCCAAAGAGUUCCAACUGUACACCGAGUCAGUCACCAACCCACAAGCCAGGCUUCGAUGCGGACUUAACGUUGACAGCCGCACGUGUUGCGGCUAUCGAAUUGGUUAAAGCCGCCGCUGCCGAGCAACAAGAGGCAAACAGUUCGUUUGCUUAGUUUUCCUAUUUAAGACAUAAUUACUUAUAAUUUACACUACAUGCAUAUGGAUAUAUGCAAUUACGUAGGCAUCGCAGUGCAAACAUUAAAAUACAACUUAUGUGACAUGCUUAUAAUAGCCGUAUUUUAAUAAUGCCUGUGCGAAUAUUCACACAAAAACGUAUUUUUAAAUUAUUUUAGAUUUGUUGCUGUUAUUUUCUUUCUUUUUUCUUUUUUUUCUCUUUGCAUUUUCAUAAUCUCGUCCCGAAUUCAUUUCCAAAAUCGCCCACCUGUUAUCUGUAUAUAAAUAAAAAAUUUUGUUUUUAAUCAAUUUAAUGUUAUUUUUUCCCUAUUGCCCUAUUUCUUUUUAGUUUUGGUGCAUUAAUAUUAACCACUCCCGCCUCAUAUGCACGUGUUGGCAAACUACGAACAAACACAAGAAACUGAAAACAUAUUAUAGCCAUUUGUAUAUUACCAGAAUAAUAAAUAUGCGUUAAUUAGCAACAGGUUAUCAAAAUAUUUAGCAAUAUUGAGUUACACAAUAUAGAG